This is a messenger RNA of Porites lobata, 17946 nucleotides long. The record is from the annotation of a GenBank genome assembly. Lineage: Eukaryota; Metazoa; Cnidaria; Anthozoa; Scleractinia; Poritidae.
AUGAACCGAUCUUCGCGUCUUCAUACUCUUUUCGAAGAUAAGAUCGCAAACUAUUCAAGAAUGUUAGCAAAAGAGGCUUCACGAAGAUUGGCGAGUGCCCAAGUGGCUUUCCAUGCUGCGCAGAAGAAGUUGUCAUUGGCAAAGGAGGUCUUCCAAUCGAAAAAGUCCACUGCCGAGGACUUGAGGAUCAAGAAAGAAAAUGCGAAGAACGCACUUCGCGAAGCACGCUUGAGGUAUCAUCAAACUAAAGUGCGUUUUAACAGCACACUUUAUCAUUUCCAAGACCUCGAAAGCGCAGUUUGUGAGAUACAGGAUUGCAACUACACCUGUUUAGAAAACGGCUGUGCCGUCCCCGAUCUGUGUCAAGAUCUUCAGAAUAUCACAUUUCUGGAGCAUGAGUGUGAUGUAGUACAAAAUUUCAUAAAAGUUGAAAAGGUACAAACAAGAAAAGAAAAACAAAGAUUCCAGGUUCCGAUAUAUAAAGUGAUAUAUACUGGUAACUGCAAAUCGGAUAUUUCUCCAUCAAUCAUUGAUGGAGCAAUGAAAGGAUUUGCAAUUGGUGGACUGGUUGGUGGAGUAAUUGGUGGAGUAAUUGGUGGCGCCUUCAGUGGUUGUGACGAUACCUACGAAACGGUAAUUGGUGGCUAUCGAACUGUCGAAUACUAUGAAAAAGUUUUCGAGACCAAAUCGGUUGACACAGCCGUCCAGAAAGUCGAGUGUACUGGUCAAACAGAAAGGACAAAACCUGGUGGAUAUGGCCCCCCUUACAGUUGUUGCAAGCAAACAGGAUGCGAAACAAAAGUGUUAGAUCCUCAAUGCAUCUCAACCAACAAUGAGUGUGAAAACUCCCUGAAGGAACUCAAAUUCCUAUUAGACGUGCGGAAUAGAAGUUUGUUACCUGAAUUUCUCUUGUUAAGAAAUGCUGCUAGUGAGGUGAAAACUACAACGUUUUCCUUUGAGAAAGCCAGAGUGCACCAUGAGAAGGCAAUUAUAUUGCUUAAGCAGGUAGAAGCACACAUGAAUCAACAAUUUUCAGCAGUGAAGAUCACCAAUGCUUCUUUGGUGCGCGUUCGACGAAUUGUUGACUUUGGGUUGAGAAUAGCAGAGGCCUUAAACGCCUCAGACGGCAAGGAGGUUGUAGAUCUUGACGAACUGAAAUUUUCCCUUUUCGUGCCAUCCGAGGGUUUUGGGAAGAUUUCUUUUCAAAGUAAUGCGAGCACAGUCAGUGGGAAACGAGCAACUAUUCGCUUUCUUGUUGAUUUCAACCAAGUGGAACGUUCAAUUAGCUCGGCGUCCAAAAGCAUUGUUGCCAAACUGUUUGCUGGCGAACACUCAAGAAGAAAACGAUCCAUUCCAGAAGCGAUUUCAGAAAACUCAACUAAUUCUGUAGAUUCUAGCUUCACUGAUUACCAAUAUGCAUGCCUGUUUAUGAACAAAACACACCAAUACUUGAAAAACAUGUUUGAUUCGUUAGGAGACCUUAUUGCUUCAGUUAAAGGAUUGAACUUUAAUCUUUCCUCUGGUUUAAGAGAACUGGAAAUUUUAACCCAGACUGCCGUCAAUAGUUCUCUGUCACAAAAUAUAUCACUGAAUGCUAGCAGCGGUGACAACUCAAACAACUCGUUUCUUGAAGAAUACGUGGAAAUGUUACAAGUGUUAAAAGAUGGAAUCAUUGGAUUGAACAAUGAUUCUUCACAACACUGGAAUGAUAGUCUUGAAGCUUGGAGGGCUUUUCUCGAGGUUUUUACUUCUGCCAAAGAAUUUGAAGAGUGCUCUGGCACACAAGACUGCAUUGAAUACUUUUUUGCGGGAGCAAAAGAAUUUUACGAAUUUGAAGACAGUCCAAGGGCCCUCGAGAUCAAAGAGGCACUUCCUCAACUCAAAGAGGUAAUAAAAUCAUUAACAACUGAAGAUAUGAGUAUGCAAGAGGCCGAGCAAGCCCUCACUAGUGCUGCUUUGUUAAUGAAUUUAACGUACGACGAUUCGGUUUUGUGUGGUGGAUUACCACGCAUAACAUCCUCUUCUCAGGGAGAAGUCAUUACCUUUCCUGGGUACAACUUGACACUGAGCUGUCGUGCUAAAGAGGAACAGAGAUUAAAGUAUGCUUGGAGACGAAACGAUAAUAGCAUAAGCGAAUCAGUGGAUGGAACUUUCCACGUAGGUAACAUCACCACUGAAAAUGAAGGUGCUUAUUAUUGUAUUGUCUCAAACAACAAAGGAAGCACAGUUUCCAACGUGACACUUGUCAAAGUUCAUAGGAAACCAGUGAUCACUGAUAAUCCAAAGCCACAGAGGGUGGUGUUUAGAAGCCAAAUGCCAGUGACAUUCACUUGCAAUGCAACUGCUAACCCAUUACCCACUUUUCAGUGGUUCUAUCAACCCAGGAACUCGUUGGCUAUCAAAGUCAAUGAAACCAGACCUGUUUUAUUCAUUGCUAACCCUGAUCUUCAACAAGAAGGAUAUUACUAUUGCAAUGCAUCUAACGCGCAUGGAAUAGCAGUCACACAGAGAGCCCGAUUAGAUGUAUUAAAUUACACAGUUGGUCUGCCAAGGCUACUUGUUGCCUUCAAUCUCACCACUCGCUGUUGGAAUUCAUCUUCAAAUUCUUCUAACAGCUCUGUCCCAAAUCCCCUUCCAUGUGAUUCUGAAUCCAUUAACAUAGAGCCAUCAUCGCUUGACAGAAACUUGAGUUUAACAAGGAUCCUCCUCCACUCUUUGGCAAGCUCUCUGAAUGUGUCAAAAGAGUUAAUUUCUCAAUUAGAAUAUUUUUCGCGAAAUGAUUCAAGGCUGUCCGUGGUAUUCAUUUUAAACGUUGUAAACAAACCUUGGAAACAAGACAACUUAAAAUUUUAUGUAGAUAUCGUUGAAGUAAUCGCAGUUGCCAAGGCUAACAUACUCACACAGCUACAACAGUUUAACACAGAGGUUAUUAACAAGACUUUCACAGUUCCAUGGAAUACCUCAUCUCUGGUUGGAGAACCUGGCAGCGUACAUGUUUACUCGUUACCUCCCAAAUGUCCCGAGGGACAAUACCUAAGUGGAAAUGGUUUUAUUUGCGGUACGUUUCCAGUUUUCUUGCAGUUAUACCUUACAUGACCUUAACUAUUAAUAAAGCCUGCAAGCAAGCUCUCCUUUUGGGGGGGGGGGGGUGAUCAGAAGUCUCGCGAGAGCGGCACACGAAAGGAAAUGCGUGUGCGCCGCCCCUCGCGACUGUUUUUACUCGCUUACUCGCCACUCAAAAUGGAGAGCUUGCUCACAGGCUGCUAUUAACAUAGCACGGCGUAUUAAGUGUGUAUCACCAAAGAGACAGAAAACAGAAAUGCGCAAAUAUUUUUCAAAUUAUGAAUUCUCUUAUUCCUAUGUUCUUUGUAUUCAUGUUCUAUGUAUUUAAGUAUUCGCGUACAGUAUUAGUUAACUCUGCUAGUUUAGUAUAGUAGCUGAGGUAGGUAUUGUAGAUUGAAGCGACAGAACCAAAGGUUUUACAUUGAGCCUUUCAAACGGUCCUCUAGACGGGGACGGAUCCAGAAAACUCAGAACGGGUAAACCGGCACGCUUGCCGCUAUAUAGAUACUAUUAAUUUCUCUAAGAAUUCUUUAAAAUUAAAAUAAAAAUGAUACAUCACAGAAAAAGGGAGGCGGUUGUCCCCUCGGACCAACCCCAAAUCCGCCCAUGCGAGCCGAACACUGUACAAAAGAUAGAAGUACACGAAUCACAUUAUUUUUCUUGUUUAGCGAAGAGAUACCUUGCUGGAGAACAUCAAGUAUUUUUCUUGCAAAUGUGUUUUUGCUUGUUCCAUUUAAAGAAACAUCGAACAUCGACGUUUUCUUAGUUGAAAUCAAUGUUCAAACUAUCUUUAGUUACCACAAACACAUUUCUUAUGCAUAGUUCAUUUCUCUUCUCGUUCAUUUUACAUGGCGAAUAAACGUGCGUAUCGUGUUAUGAUUCCUAACAAAAAAAAUGUCGCUACCUUUUAGCAAACUGUCCUGCUGGUUCACACUACAACGCAGAAAACACUAGCUGUGUCAAAUGUCCAGUUGGUACUUACCAGCCUGUGCAAGGUCAAAAGGAAUGUAUUCCCUGCGGUAAUGACCUCACUACAGCCUCGAAUGGGACAAUUGAAGAAUCAGAUUGCUUCGGUAUGUUUGUAGCACCAUUUAAUUGUCUGAGCUUCCUUGUUAGCCUGUACUGUAACUGGAAUGGGUUGGCGGUGACAAUGAAAAGACCUUGCAUAGCUGCAUGUCAUUGUUUUAUGUUGAUUAUACUAGGGCGUGUACCAAAAGUCAGAACAAGCGGCUUCAGACCGGUCAUCUUGAAAAAGAAAUUCGCUAAAAACCUACCACCCCAAUACACACUAUUUUAAGGUUGAGACUAAUCUAACUGGACAGUCCUUUCUUAAUAGCAAACUAUUUUCUUUGCUACUGGACUAGUCUGGCCUACUAGUUGUGAUUCAUGGUAAUUGCUCUUCGAUAUGCAGUGAGGAGUUCGGUUUUUCAAUCCAGUCCCGCCCUUUUCAUAGCAAAAACUGUGCUCUUUGCACUGCCCGUUAUCUCUUUUGUGCAGAAGAAAACAGGUUACUGAUUGGACAACCAGUAUCACCAAACACUCUUAUUUUCUUUAUUCUCAAUAUUUCUUGUGACCUCGUUAUAUUAUGUUCAAAUAAGCAAGGUAAAUUGAAUUCCUUUCAGUCAGUGAUGAGUCAAAUGAGCACUGAGUCUCUAUUGACAAUCAGUAGGUUGAAGUUCAAACUACUUGCCCAUAAAGUUGAGUUAAAAAAUUCCUUGAGAAAUGUGUUGAAUGUUCUUUUGUACUAUCCUUGGGUAGAGAUAAGCCACGCCAAAUAAAAAGCAGUCGUAAAAUUUUUGGCUUGUACCUUGAAAAGGUCAGCAUAUUUUCUCAUUCUCUCUUGACAGCUGACUGCCCACCCGGUUCUUUCAAGAACAUGAGCAGAACUUGCAUUUUAUGUCCCCGAGGCACUUACCAACCUUCAAGAGGAAAGCUUUCUUGUAUUUCCUGUGGACAAAAUCUGACUACCCCUUUAGCUGGAACAGUGGACAAAAAACUCUGUAUUAGUAAGUUUAAAACAUAGUUUUAUAUGCAAAAAUGAUAGAAAUUGACGAAGUAAAGAGUAAAACUAUGAAACGUUUGAACCCAGGAGUCAUUUCAUAAGUAGGUUGAGUAUGAUCGUCCGGGUGAACGUGGACCUGAAUGGGACUGUUGUUGACAGUGACUGACGUUUAGUCACUUGUGCAGUAGUCAUCUUCAGAGAAGUGAAUUGUAUCACGUCAGUCGAUGAUAUUAAAGUGCCAAAGAGUACAUGUUACUAGUAAAGUCGAGUUUUAGUUCAGUCUCGCCAAAUUCAGCAUAAGCUCAGAACGACAAAACAAAACGGUCAUUCAGCGGCAAUUAUCAUUUAACGACAUUAAUUAAUUAUUAUCAUUUUUAUUUUAUUGAUUAUUAAUUUUUAUUUGAUCCAUUUCAGACGGUGAUCUCCCUUUUGUGUUAAUUAAUCACCGAAUAAAUACUCGUAGUCAGAACUGGAUUUUGUUUAACCCUAUUCAGACCAGGUGGAGGCUUUUGGAGAGAACUGGAUAUUGAGAACGUUUGAAGACUGAUUAUUAUUUCUUCUUUCUUUGCCGUAUUUAGCAAACUGUCCUGGUGGUUGGUAUUAUGAUAUGGAGAAAUACACCUGUGUUGAAUGUCCACUUGGUACAUUUCAACCCUCACAAGGUAAAAAGGACUGCAUCCCAUGUGGCAAGAACCUCACCACAUUCUCAAAUGGAACAGUAAAAGAAUCGGAUUGCAUCGGUAAGGCAGCAAUUGGUAAAUCAUUCAUCAUCUAUUUUCUCAGUAAUUAAGUCUUAUUGAUUAAAUAACGAGGAUAUAUCUAUCAGCCGUUUUUUCAAUGUUAAUUGAGAUAUUAAGAUUUGAAGAAGAGGACGAUAUUUAUCUAGUAAAAGUUUUUUUCGCGUAUUCUCAAAAAUUAGACUCCUGAGGAAACAUCAUUUUACCUUUCUACCAGAAAGUAAAUAACAUCUCCCGAUCGCAAAAUGUUAAAGCUUCCAACUUACGAAAACUUGUUUCCGUGACUUUCUGCGCAAAAAUCCGCAGUGGAAUGGCGACGGCUACCGUGUUUUCCCGCCAAAAUGACGCUGGCUCACGCGAGCGCACUACUUAGUAUUGUGAAAAUUGAGUUCUCGAAGCCGUCCUCGUCUUAGAAUCUAAAGUUCUAUUGUUAAGAGGGUAUAUUUUUUCUAGCUGACUGUCCAGCUGGUUCAUACAGUACACUCGUGAACCGAACGUGCAUCUUGUGUUCCCAUGGCUCUUAUCAACCUGAAAGAGGUCGGAUAUCUUGCAUAUUGUGCGGUAUAAAUCUUACAACCCUAUCAAAUGGAGCAGUUAAUGAAGAGCAAUGUAGUGGUAAGUGAAUGAAGCUAGUUGAAUAAAAGGCACGUUUGUUUGUCCGUAUUCUGGAUCGGAAUAGGAAUUUUUUAGAUAGUUACUGAAAUAUACUCACUGAAAAGCUAUGACGUAAAUUUUCAUACACAAAUGAGUUGUAGCCAAUCAGGAGCGAACGAUGUUUUUCACAGGUGAAAAAGAAAAACAAAAAACAAAAACUGCUACUCCCAAUCAGAACCGCAAAAACGAUGUUUUUUGACGUGUGAGAAAAAUGAUACGUCCAAUCAAAAGCCACAGAGGUGUGUGAGUUUCGCGCCAAAUUUCCCGCCUUUUAUAGGCACUUGUACCGUACAGCACCCUCCCUUUGUGAGUUGUUCUCGGAAACUGGAUUGGAAUAGAUUUGUAUAUAAAUUCACUAUCGAUGAAGUAAUUUGAAGAUAACCGGUAAACUAACACGGAAGGGAAAAAAACCGAACGAGACGUAAGCUUGUACUUUCUAUUGGAGCAUAGCUAAUAUGUUUCUGUUUAUAUUCAAACCGGUCAUUUUACUCAAAAUCAUUCAGUUUUAAUUGUACAUCCAGAAACAGAAAAAGAGUUAAAAUUACUUGUAAUUACUGGAUUACUUCACAUCCUUGCUCAAAUUAUAAUUUUUAUGAAGCGUCUUUUCUUUGUCAUUUCGCGGUGUGUAGCGGCAUAUUUUGGCUAUUUUAGGAUUUGAAAGCUUUGAAAUAAAAACUGGCAAAAUGUUGAAUGUCACGGUAUGUAUAUAAUAAAGUGCCUUGUACGGUAUUUACGCACUCGUUGUUUUUGUAUCAGAAAUCGAACGAGUGAGCGCAGAGUGCGUAAAUUCCGUACGAGGCACUUUCCAUGAAGUAUUCUAUAUAUACAUAGAACAAUGCCACUGAUGUUGCGUGUUCUCGUUCUUCUCUUUCCGUUCAGCUGACUGUCCAGCUGGCUCGUACAGUACCCUGAACAGGACGUGCAUCUUAUGCCCCCGCGGCACUUACCAACCUGAAAGAGGGAGGCCAUCUUGCAUUUCCUGCGGACAAAAUCUUACUACACCAUCAAAUGGAACAGCAGAUAAACUUCAAUGUAUCAGUAAGUCUUGAAGCAAAUAUUUGUUAUUUAAUCAAACUGAAAAGUUUUUGUUUGUCAAGGACCAUUUUCAGUAUUGAGCCAAUGAUAACUAAUAAUGUGAAGCGGCGAUGGAAAUAUUUCACUCCUUUUGUGGAACAGACCGGUUCUGAAAAAUGUAAAAGUUGCCUGUCUGAUAAGUGUCAGGGAGUAGAAAGCAGAAACAUAGAUAGGGGCAAAUUUAAAGCUACCACAGAGGAGCGCAUUAAUUAUAAAGGACACAAAAUUGCUUGUCGCAAAUAUAGCAAGUGCAGCUAUAAACUGACAGUACUGCUAGUAGUUCUGGUAAUAAUUCCGUUAUUUACCCUAAGCAGUAUUUAUAGCACUAAUGCAAGUGCGGCCAAGCAAAUGCCUAAAUAAUCUAAAUCGAACAGGGUUAAGAUUCCCAACUGUCUGGAGGCAAACUAGGCGGCUAUUUACAAGCGUGGCCAAAGAUUUGAUGAACAAAUUCAGCUAGCGGUCUGAGCGGGACUUGAAAUCGGGGCCUCCGAAUUGCAAGUCUAGCCCUCUAACCACUCGGACCAUUCGGACCACUCGGCCACAUUGACAAUAACCGAAAUUGAUAUAGAAAAUGAUAGCUCCGCUAGAUUCUCAGUUAGGUUUUUAUAGUUAAUGUUUGGGAAAAUAUUUGCCCUUGAUCAUAUAAGAUUUAAGCACUCCAAACUCAGAAGUUAUGGGAAGACCGGUACGCGAUUAAUAUGUAAUGAACUUGUCCUUGAGUAUAUGCAAUUUUUACUUUGUGUACACUUUAUUACCAACCCAACGGAAGGGGAUCGAGGGCACGAGCGUGGGUUUGUCAGCUAAAAUCAAACUCCUAUUUUGCACUUGUUUUAAUUAUUUCAUGAAAUUCAAAGCAAAACAAAAUUCGUAAUUAGCUGACAUGGGUAUUUCCUUUAAUAGCAAAUUGUUCUUCUGGUUCCUACUAUAACACGGAGAAGGACGAUUGCGAUAAAUGUGCAACUGGUACUUACCAACCUGGACAAGGUCAAAAGGAAUGUAUUCCCUGCGGUGAAAAUCUUACCACACUGCUUAAAGGGAUGGAAAAAGAAUUAGAUUGCAUCGGUAAGUUGUCCAUUGACUAAUAUCGUUACAUUAGUUUGCUUGUGGCGUGGUAGCCAAUCAAAUAAGAUUUGAUCAUUUUGUGUUUCAAAGAUCAUAAGACAAUAAAGAAAAAAAUUACCGAUAAGAGAGAUCUAUACUCACACUGUCCUGUCCAAAGGAAGCCAAAAACACCUUCGAUACUGUAAGGAACAGUUUUUUUUUAUUUCGCAAAAACCGCAACCAUUUCUUUAUUCUGUUGUAUAGCUUAUGUUCAGAUUCGGACGCUCCGGUUUCAUCGUAUCGUUUCUAAAGAUGGAACAUUUAUUAAAGACUUUAAGUUACUGACUUUUCUUCUUGUGUUCGUCUUUGUAGCUGACUGUCCACCUGGUUCAUUUAGUACACCCAUAAACAGAACGUGCAUCUUGUGUCCACGCGGCACUUACCAACCUUCAAGAGGUCGGCUGUCUUGCCUUCCGUGCGGUCAAAAUCUUACCACUACGUCAGCUGGAACAGUGGAUAAAAUCCUAUGUUUUAGUAGGUUCAAGGGCAUUUUACUUGGUUUCUUCAAAUGAAUUAGUAUAGCUUUUUUUCUCUUUUUUUAGUUAUGGUUCUCUCGUCUUAAGUCUAGUAAGUAAUCAGAAAAAAUACUUAAGAUGGGUCAGAGGAGCGUAGCCUUCGACCACCACACGACUUGUAAGCCAGUGAGAAAUGGAGUUAGUACUACGAUCAAUGCGCUGAACUUUUCGGUUUUGUCUACUGGCGAGAUAAAACUGUAGACGGAUUGAAAGGCUGCUUUUUCCAUCGUUAGCCCUUCGCUUGAGAAAAUUCUACGCCUAGAAUCCUAAACCAAAAGCUGCCCCCUGUCCUCAGCCAGCGUGAAUGAGAUCAGAACUCUUACCAAACUACCUUGAGUAAGGCUGCAUGGUUUCAUUUCAAAUGUGAUCUUUUUGUAAUAUUUCUGUGUAUCUUCAAUGGCCUUCCGUUUCAACAUCAUAUACUUCAGACACUGCUGCGAAGUGAAACCGGCUUUGUUCUGGUCACUAACAUAUUCUAAUAUCUACCAUCUUUGGCUUUAAAAGCAAACUGUUCCUCUGGUUCAUACUACAAUGCCGGGACCAACAAUUGUAGUGCAUGUCCACUUGGAGCAUACCAACCUGUUCACGGUCAAAAAAAGUGUAUUUCCUGCGGCGAGAACUUCACUACAGCCAUGAAUGGAACAGUAAAAGAACUGGAUUGCGUUGGUAAUGUGCGCUACAUAAUGUAUGCAUGAGCUUAGCUCGUUCUUCUUACGUUGUUGGGUGUGUCAGGUGGCGAAUUCCCCUGUGGUAGUAGUCGAGAGAUAAAGAUUUAAGCUAUCACUGGUUUUGUAACAAAAACAUUUAUAGUUUCUUUUAUAGUUUCUUUUCGAGACUACCAUAGACUGUAGUACUUUCGGAAUAUUUUCCCAAACUUGAUUUCGUACUCGUAUUCGUAUUCAAAUCUAAGGGGCACUGAUAAGACAACAUAUUUGUCAUAUUUGUAAUAUAUGCAGCUGCUGAAUCGAUAAUUCCAAACUGAAUGAAUUUUCUGAAAAAUAUCUACACAGGGCUAUGUUUUGUUCCGCCAGAAAUAUUUAGCAAUUAUUGAAUUUGGCUUUCGUAGGAUAUGAAGAAUUCUGCAGAUCGAGGAGGGUGUUAUCCACCGAGACCGAAGGCCGAGGUGGAUGACAUUCUCCGAGAAAAAUACUUCCAAGUUUAAAAACGAGCUAAAACAUGCUAACCUAUCGAUACUGCAUCUUUAUCGGGAAGUUUAGGAGAUAAAGGUCUAUUCAUGCCUGCAAAUAUACUCCAAAUAGCAGAUGUAGUCCGUCUUCAUGCUGUUCUUGUCAUGUUUUUAGACAAUAUUUCGCCGUGAAACGAGCAAAUUAUUCCGCCGACUAUUCCGCCAUUUUGUUCGCACUACCAAAACAACUCAACCUCGUCCCCAGGUUUUCACGGUCAACAAUUUAAUAACCUGCAACCAGGCUGCACUUUUGACGUCAUUUUGACGUCAUCGGUUCACUGUGGCAAAAUUCUUUCCAAAUUUGGUCAACAGUAGCUGGCUGGUUAUGGUGAAUUAUGCGUGAGGUUUUAACCAAUCAGAAACGGGUGAAUAUUUUGAAUGAAUAAUGACAAUUGUUACAUUAAUUUUAUAGCUAACUGCCCGGCUGGUUCAUACAGUUCCCUCAACCGAAAGUGCGUCUUAUGUCCCCGCGGCACUUACCAACCUGAUAGAGGGCGGCCAUCUUGCAUUUCCUGCAGAAAAAAUCUGACUACACCUAAAAAUGGAACAGUGGACAAAAUACAUUGUAUAAGUGAGUGUCAUUUUCAAUUCGCUUGCCAGAAUUGUUGGCUGAAUAUUUAAGCUGUAAAAUUUAGUGAAAGUCCCUGAUGUAACUGAUAACAUUACCAUUCGUUAUGGCUUUUCGUCUUUUUUCCGUUCAAACGUGUCGCAUAGUGGUACUAACGUUACAUAGGUCUUCGUAACAUGGAGUUUCUAAUCACUUUUAUUGUUUCAAUAGCAAACUGCUCAGCUGGUUCGUACUAUACUGAGAGUGGAAACUGCAGUAAAUGUCCACUUGGUACUUAUCAACCUGAUCAAGGCCAAAAAGAAUGUAUUCUGUGUGGCCAAAACUUCACCACAGCCUUGAACGGAACAUCAAAGGAAUCAGACUGCAUUGGUAAUGAAUGUUUCCUAGGGUACAGAAAGCAGCAUGUACAUAACUAAAAACAUUGAUGUUGUCGUACUUCAACGACAUCAGUAUCAACAAACUUUUUUUCAAGUUUGUGUCUCGAAAUCUCUAUAAGGUGGUGACAUGAAUAUCAUACUUUUAGAAGUAGCACACAAGCUAGCCUACAUUAGUCACGCGCACUGCAAUGUUUUGCUACGAUUUAAACAUUAUCAUUCAGGUAAUUAAUGACUGUUUACGCGUAAUUUGUUUUUACAUUUUUAUAGCUGACUGUCCAGCAGGUUCGUACAGUUCCCUAAACAGAACGUGCAGCUUGUGUCCCCGCGGUACUUACCAACCUUCAAGAGGUCGGCCAUCUUGUUUUUUCUGUGGGCAAAAUCUUACUACGUCCUCUGCUGGAACAGCUGAUAGAAACCAUUGUAUUGGUAAGCAAUCACUGUUUUCGAUGAAAAAAGCUGGUUGACGUUUCCAGUUGAACACUAUUCGUCUGACGAGUGCCUCUGCUCUACACAUGAUCUCAGUUUGUAACCGGUUAAAAACCGCUUUCCUUGAUUCUCUUUUUUUUAGUUAACAAUUCACUACAACUUAAUUCCGUUUUCAAGGUUCUUUUGUUUCUUUCAUUAUACAACAAGUGGCUGUAAUGUCAUGAUAUAUCCAGGUGGCUGCCCCCAAGUUAUGGAAUGCUCCUCCGCGCAAGCUUCGCGACAUUCCGUACUUACAUACUUUUAAACGCCAUCUUAAGACGCACCUUUUUAAGUUUCCUUAUAGUUAAAUGAAUUUUAAUUUUUACAUAUCAAUAUUUUAGAUUUUUAUUGUAGUAGUGUAUAUAUUUUUGUCGUUUUUCGUAUUGUAAAUUUAAGAAUUUGUUCAUGCUUAGUUAUGGAUGCUCUUCGGAAGUUUGGAGAGCACGAAAGAUGCGUAAGAAUUGCUCGAGGCGCAGCCAAAAGCAACUCUAGCUUCUUGAGUGCUCUCCAAACUUCCGAAGAGCAUCCAUAACUCGAUAUACGAACAGCUAAAAGCAUGAGCAAAUUCUUUUAUAACAUAGCGGACGAAAAUGCUUGCUUUUUGGAUAACUGCAAAAUUCUCGUAACGCGCGACACAAUAAGAAACGCUUCUAUUGGCUGAUUACAAAAACACAACGAUCGUCUAGUUUGAAUGAAAAUUCUUUCUGUAAAACUGAGAAAGAAAAUUUGCUUAUUUAUUCCUUAACGAUCAAUGGAAACUAAGCAGAAACAAAGGUAAAAGAGUGUUAACGUCCACCAUACCCGCAUGUUCUUAAGAAGUCGCGGAGUAUGGUUUGGAUUUGCUGAAAAGAUGUUUAUGUUUUGCUCGGCGAAAUCCAGAAGCUUGUCUGUUAGCGAAGACGACUGUUAUCCUACUUUAAACUUAUAUUCAUUUUACGAACAAUCGCUGGUCAUUACAACUUCAGCGUGCAAAGAAAGUCGUGUCCGAUAGCCCGGGGCUAGUGGAUUUUGCUAUCGGGCUAGUGAUUUUUGUUCUUAACUUGCCCAACGGGCAAGUACUGUUUUUUGGGGAAAUUCAAAUUACAGAAGGAUUGUAAUCAAUCCAGUCAAUUGUGCUAAUCAAAAAGGGUUAGGCGGCUAGUUGAAAUUACUUGUGGGAUAGUAAAUGCUAGCUACAGCUUGGCCAAAUGGCAGGCUGAAAAACUGACUUUCUUUGCACUCUGAGCUUCUUGAGAAAAGCUGGCAGGAGUUGUUUUUGUGAGUAAUAACUAAAAAUUUAUGUCUUAUUGUGUAACUUGUCUUGUUAUUGCAAGAGAAAUUUUCCUGCUCCAAUCGGAUUGUUCGGCGAUAACAAAAGUGCAUAAAUUUUCGCUGUUGAGCUUACUUUAUGAUUAACUUGUUUUGUAAAGGAUAAACAAACGUUGAAAGCGGAGAACACUUUAUACAAAUUAGAUAUAUUCCGACACAGACCAAUUUGUGGUCUUUUUUCCACUUAAAUGUCAGUCUUUACGGCAGAUUUUUCAACGAAUCAUUCAGGCUCUAUUAUUUGUGAAACAUCUUCACCGCUUUUGCUGUUAGUUUGAGUGCUAAAACGAAGCUAAAUUCCAAAAAAAUCUAGAAAGUUUUUCAUCAUUGCCGUCGAUUUUUGGGUACUUAGGAAAAGAGACGAAAAACACAGAUGAACACGUCAUCAUGAAAAAAAAAAACCUUAAAUAAAAAUUUUGCUCAUAGCACUUGUAUAGGGCAAGCUCGCGCGCUAUGUUAUAAAGGUUUUUUUUAUGCUUUUAUUACCAAUGUAAUGCGCAUUUGAUCAUUUUUAUGAAUACUUGCGCAAUGUCAGUGAUUAAAUUAUUAUUGAAUUCUUACCACAACAGAGAUUACAAAACCAACAAGCAUCAUUCCGUUCAGUGUUGAACCCCCAGUAACAGUCACUGCCUCCCCAUCUUCAUCUCCGACGAGAAUUCUUGAAUUAAAGGUAUCAAAUUUUUAUCAAUCGUUGUAUCACAUCGCCCGUAGCUGACCUAGUUGUUUGUUAAGAUACUUUUUUUUUUAAAAAAUUGCUUGUCCUUUGGUAAUCCUUACGAUUUAAUUUGGUUGCCUAAAGUUCGAACUUAAUAUCAUUAUCAAUAUUAGUACUACCAUAAUUGAUGUCGUAUUUUGUCACUUCUGACGUAAAGCAAUUUUAUUUUUAGUUGUUUUUCCAUGGAAAGCUGGAUUCCUCGAACAUGAUAAGAGACAAGAAGAAAAUUCUUCAUUUGAUAGAAGAAGAAGUGUCUGGAUUUCUCGUCGUAAGACUUUUUUAUUUUAUUGGACAUACAGUCAUUUACAUUAUACACUUAUUAGUUCGGGAAAGCACUACUAAAAAUUGUCUUCUUCGUCUACCUUUGCGUUAGGGGAGGGAUUAAAAUUUAUUCUAAGGGGAGAAAUGCUAGCGCUGGGGCUCAAUUACUGACAAUUUAUUUUCUCUUCUCUUGAUCCGUGGAUUUUGUUUUAGGGAAGAGUCAUAUGUGGUGUUGCACUUUAUGCUUAAGUCACAAUUUUGCACCUCACAUAUAUAUAGUUGUCAACCUUUAAUAUAGGGAGUUUACGCAAUGAUGACGACGACGGCAACGAGAUUGGCAAAAAAGCAAAAGGCUUAGACAUGACAAGCAAAACAACUAUUUCAUUGAUAUGUUUGUUCCGAAAUGGGCACGCAGGCCCCAUAACUUAGGACGUUUUCCCUCCUGGGACCCUUGCAUUACCCCUGGGUAUUGAGCGUGGUAUUUAAAUGAUUUGCCAACAUCAGGAUCACUGAUCAGAUCGCUUUUCUAUGCGUUCAUGCCCUGAGAGGGCAUAUAUACUUGCGUUUUUUGCCCCCCCUCCUCCCCUCAGUGACGAAAACCCGGUUAUGUUGCAUUUCUUCGCAUACGCGGAAAUUAUUUUCGCCCAUAUCUUAAUAUUCCCCGCGUGUGCCAUAGAGGUGCAGCAUACCAAUGAAAAUUCUCCCACAACUUUGCACGUGCAUUACGUUUUCCGUACAUUUCUCUGCCGUCGUUGCACGACUACAACGUGAAACUGCCCCAAUUUCACGUUUUGUCUAGGACGGGAACAAAAGACAACAACUUUCUCUUUCUUUUCCUGAACUUUGAUGCAGUCCUUUAGAAUUCAACUCCAAAAAAAUUUGCCAACAUUCGACGAAAAAAAAAGAUGGAAUAAGCGCGAUUAAGACCCUGUUUACAUGGAGUGGGGGACCCCCGUUUUUAGUGGGGUAGGUUUCUUUUGUUUUGUGUUCCUCAGAGCGUAAAAACAAAAGAAACCAACCCGAGUAGACCGGGGUCCCCCACUAAUAAUAAUAAUAAUAAUUUAUGAACUUAUUGUGCGCAGCUUAACAUGAGAAUGAUCAGCUGCGCAUUAGAACUACAUUACUUUAAAAGAAACAAAUAUAAGAUAAUGCAUUAAAAAAAUAAUAAUAAAAAAAGAAUAUGUAUGCAUGCAAGUAAGAACUGAAUAUAAAAUUGCUCACCAAAAUAAAGUUUUAAAAAGAUAAGUCUUAAUAUGUGCCUUAAAACUGUUCACAUUGGUAAUCGCACGAAGUUCUUUUGGAAGAGAGUUCCAGAGCCUUGGCGCUGCUACCAUAAAAGCUGUAUCACCUAACGUCUUCGAUCGAGCAGCUGGCAUAGAAAGUAAAACACUAUCUGAAGAUCUAAGGUUAUAUAAGGACGAUUUAAAUGUUAGUAAAUCGCAUAGAUAUUUAGGAGCAAGGCCGUGAAUUGCUUUGAACGUAAUAAGCAGUAUCUUAAAUUCUAUCCGGGCUUUAACAGGAAGCCAAUGCAGACCACGAAGAAGGGGUGAGAUGUGGCAAAACCUAGGGGCAUUACAAACUAGCCUGGCUGAGGCAUUCAAAACUCUCUGCAAUUUGUUAAGCUGGUAGUUGGGCAGCCCAUACAAAAGACUGUUACAAUAAUCAAUACGAGAUGUAAUAAAUGCAUGGGCAAGCAUUUCCGUUGAUUCUCGAGACAAAUACUCCGUGUAAACAGGCCCUAAGUUUGAGUUUCAGUGAUGUUUUCGUAGCUGUCGCCGUCGCCCUUGCGUAAACUCCCUAAUACUUUGGCCGCUACUUUUGUUUAUUCAGCACGUUUUAAAAACCUAAAAUAUCAGUAGAAACCAGAAUCUAUUUUCAGGCCGAGAUGGAAAAUUUCGGUUCUUAUAAAGAAGGGUUUAGUUUUAGCCAGUCAAUUUUGUUUUCUUGACGUUUUCCACGCUAAAUUGUUUUCAAAAUUGCAGACCAAUGCUGUAACAGAGAGGAAACCUGAAAUGAAUGUAACCGAACAUGGAGCAGAGGUAAAUAUCUAGUUAAGAGUCAGGAUACUUAAGUUGGCAAUUGUUUCGUGAUUCGAGGUAUAUCUACCUCCAAGGGUGAUUGUUCUGCAUCUGAAUAAUCCAGAAAAACUUUCGAACAACAGGCCAUUUGCAACAUGGCAUCAUUUUAUUACUGUAGCUACUAGCACAAUCUAUUUCGUUUUAUUUUUCAUAUCUACAUUUGGAAUUCCCAGCGAGGUUUAAGUGAAAAUUGCCCUAAUGUGCACAAGGUGCUUAAGAAUUGUGGUAAAAGUAAUCAAAAGACGCCAUGACGAGCAAAUCACCUAUUCAAAGUUCAUUGCAACAUGAGCUUAUGGUUUAUGUACUAAUUUUAAUCUUUUUUGUACCCAGGUAGUUUUGUUCAUAGAUGCUGCAAAAGUCGAUGAAACUCGCUUGAAAGAACUAUUGAGGAAAGGAGUGGAAAUAGAAUAUGGGGGAAGAAAGGUAAAAAAACUUAACAGUACUUAAAAAUCCAGCUAUGUGGGGUAAAUUGCGAGAAAAUAUCAAUAUUGCUUUAUUAUUGUCAUCGUUAUCGUUAUCACGAUUCACUCCUGUUCAUUCCUGAUGUUCUUCUGGGUAGCGGUCUGAAAAGGCCACUUCUGAAUUGCAAAAACCCUCAAAUGCACAACCUUUCCUUGUGAAAACGAGUUUCAUUUGCAUGAAUUAAAGGUUGAGCACUUGACCCCGUUUUGAUACAGAGGCCGGGGGAACUUGAAAGUGGCCUAUUGUGUCUUAGCUUCCGCCCUUAAAUCAGGGACAUAACACUUUCGUCAACAUUAUCAUUUUCAUUGUAACUAGUUACAGCUAUCACCAAGUGCCAACGAGGAAAAAACAAUCCGAUUUCCGAAAAUGUCUGAUGUCUUUGCAUAAUCUGUACAAUAUAGGUUGCAAGUGAGAAGAAAUUCAUUUACUAAACUGAACUCGAGUGAGGUCGAGUUCAAAGAACACACUCUAUUAAACUGUACAAACUGUUUUUACUCACCUAAAAUGCCCAGGAACGUUGGAAAAAUCAACGACGACUGAGAUGAAGGAAAAACAACUCUGCCACUACCACGCUUGAUGAAAUGAUAACUUCAUACACCCAACUCACCCUCUGAUUGCUUCUUGUGUUAGCUAUUUGUUCACCUUAUCUUAUACAUCACUGGAGAACAGUACCUCGCGCAUCGGUAUUAAUGCUUUAUGAAUGAGUAUUUCAUCUGCCUUUAGGGGUUAUAAAGUGUCCGAAUUUUUGUUUUAUAGUUGCAUUUUAGUGGGAAAAUGACGACAGACUCUCCAUCAAUUAAUGUAACGAAAGACGAUGGCGAAACAAAAGGGCGUGAUGAUGCUGAAAAGUUGCCAUGGAAACUCCCUGUCAUUAUCGGUGGACCAGUUCUUAUAGUCAUCAGUAAGUCUUUCAUUUGCUUCUAGGGGAUGGAAAGAGAUCUCCCUUUUUUAUCGCCUCACACGCAGACGUUCUUUGGGCUUCGUCUCCCGUUCCUUACCCUCCUUCGUUGGGAGGAUUGCGUGACGAGCAAAAAGGAAGUCUGCGUGGGAGGCUACCUUUUUUAGAAUAACAAAAGAAGGAAAAAGAAAAUUCCUGAGGAGAGAUAGUUUACUUAGGUUUAAUCAAUUGCCAUAAUAUUUUUUGCCAAAAUUCUUUCCACUUCAUAUAAUACAUUUUGCUCCUUAAACUACUAGUUAUCUGGGCCUGCGCAUAGUUAUCUCAUCUAUAAACCAUCUUCUCCCUUUUAAAGAAAUGGUAAAGAAUUUUAUUUAUUACACUUUAAGUUUAUUAUACAAUCUAUUUUUUGUUGAUCGCUUCCCUUAUCAGUUAUAGGUAUCGUGGGCUUAGUCCUCUUGUGCAAGAGACGAAAGGAAAAACAAGCC